Messenger RNA from Macrobrachium nipponense, 4866 nucleotides. It is a transcript of the gene Sap47, whose product is annotated as synapse-associated protein 1-like. The record is from RefSeq and is a predicted model, not a curated record. Lineage: Eukaryota; Metazoa; Arthropoda; Malacostraca; Decapoda; Palaemonidae. Gene Ontology annotation, cellular component: nucleus; synapse; Golgi apparatus. Gene Ontology annotation, biological process: regulation of short-term neuronal synaptic plasticity; TORC2 signaling.
GUAUGCAAGGUGUCGAGAAGGCUCGUGACGUCGUGGUGGCUGCUGACAUUAGUGAGCAGUGCUGACGUUAGGUGUGGUGGGCGUUCUCUUGCAACUUCCGUUGACCAAGGUCGUUGACAGCGCAGAUUCUGUCUUAAAUGCAUAAAAGAAACGUUUGCCUGACUUGACGUUGGUUAUUUGUAUACUGGGUGUCAUAGGCGAGACAGCCUACUACAGGCCUAUCGUUAACUCCCAUUUAAUUUUUUUUGUCAAACUUAGCUAUUGUUUUUAGACGAUUGUUUAGAGACGAGUAAAUCAUUGUAACGUCGAUUAUAGGGGAAUAUAAAAUUGUUUUCUAUUAGGCUAAUUAAUUAUACUACCAAAUUUAUAGUUAUAUAUCAAUUGUCUUGCGUCGCAGACCAGUCAAAGUAAGAGAAACUUCGUAGGCCUAAGACCCUCUAUCUAUCGUACCCUUUUGAAACACUCGCGGAGAGAGAGAUGAACAUGUUUACGAAUGUCUCGAGCCAGGUCUCCGGGCUGGGAACCAGCCUCGGCUCUUGGUUCAAAAAGGACGGGAAGCCUGAGGAAGGCGGUGCAGAAGGGCAGGAAGGCGAGGCCAAGAAGGACCAGACAACCCCGCAGCAGGAGCAGCCUUCUCCCGCCUCCGCCAACGCCUCCGAACAGAGCGUCAAGGGCUCCGCCGAUGAGAACGAAGACGCUGCGUCGCAACACUCUGGGAAGAAAGUGUGUGCGGAGGGCCAAGAGCAAGCUGUAGAGUCGAAAGCCAGUGCCACCGAGGGUGCAGACAGUAAUCCCCCCAGUGAGGCAGAGGAGGAACCAGAGGCCAAAGCAGGAUUCGCAUCGGCUCAACCGCCUUCAGCAAGGCCGGCGCCAGCGUCAAGGAAGCUGGCUCCAAAAUCAAGGAAUCCGUUGAGAAAAACACGCUGCUCAGUGAGUUCAACAAAGAACAGGAAGCCUUCAUCAAAGCCAAGGGCGGCAAGGGAGGCGAGGCCCUUCCUCCGUGGGUUGGUUAUCCUGACGAGGACAGCCUCAAGGAGGAGAUUCUUGCUUUGUCCACCGACCGUCGCAACUUCGUUCGCAGUCCGCCAACUGGAGUGAGCUUUGAAUUCGACUUGGAAGCUUUCCUACCAGUAGCCCAGGCCACCCUCGCAGCCGAUCCUAACUUGGAGAAGAUGCGAUUUGAACUUGUACCAAAGACCAUCAAUGAAGAGGCAUUCUGGAGGAAUUACUUCUACCGAGUUGGUCUCAUCAGGCAGAGUACCGAGCUCUCAUCCUUGGAGAGGGAAGGCGUUGACGCCUCUAGCAAAUCAGCUGCUGAUGGCGAUAAAGGUACAAAGGGAAAAGAUGAUGAUGUAGAACACCCUGAUAGUCCUAGUCAUGGAGGAGAGAGCGAGUUUGUCUCAGAUUCCUUCCAACCAUCAUCAAAGGAUCUCGAGGAGGUGAAACGAGGGAUUUCCAAUUUGACAAAACCCUCUGAGGAGGACUGGGAAAAGGAGCUGCGUGAAGAACUUGGAGAUUUGGGCGAAUAUGAAGUUGUAGGCGGAGCUGGGAAGGACAACGAAAAAUGGGAAGAAGAAAUUCAAAAUAUGAUUGAUGACGAGGACUCAGGAGACCUGCGAUAAUCAACACCCAUGCAAAAAUAUACCCCACCAUACUUAUCCCAGUUAAUUAUAUUUAAAUCUUAUAUAUUGAAAACAUUUUUUUUUAUAACUUGCCUUUAUUGAACUCAAGGGCAUUACAGAUGUCUUUUCCAGUUCUGUAAUAUACCAGUAAUUUUCAUAAUAUAAAAACUAUUUUUGAAUCAUACAACUACUGUAUUCAAAAAUAUCCAGUUUGAGAAUUAUUAUGAAUCACCAUGUACUCAGUCUUAUUAUUUACAAAUGUAUAAAAUGUGUAGGAUUAAGAAAAGGAAUAACUUCAUAUAUGGAAACUAGGAUUGCCUUGUAAUGGUUUAAAAUGAGUUCUUUAAGCUAUCAGUACAUGCUAUAAGAAUACGAUAAAUAAAGUUCUGAACAGUCAAGAACAAAUUUAGAAAAUAGAAUACUUUUAACUAUGACUGAUAUAUCUUCCAUGUAGUUAAUAAUUGGCCACUUUAUUUUUAUUUCUUAAUAAUAUAGAGUCCCUAUUGGACUCUGCAACUCUGCUAAGUGCUUUGCAUUUGGAAAUAGUUUCAGAAACCAUUAUGUUAGCCAAAAAAUUAUUUUUAUGGCUUUUUAUUUUGACGGUUUACUUUUGCUGUUGUACAGAUGGUAAAUGGCCAGUGAGCCCACCAAAAAGUUAAGUAGCCAUUGUCUCUCUCCUCUCUCUGGGUUUACAUAAGGCACUGAUACUCACACAGGACAUUUAUGACAGUCUGAGUAUGGCUGCUUUAUUACUACUGGACCUAAAAGCCAGAGAGACAGAGUGUAUUCGUGGUGAAUGUUUCAUAGUAUAAAGAAUAUUGAGAAAAUGUACGAAUAGAAAUAAUGAAAUGUUAUUGUUUGCUAGUAACUAGAUAAAGUUUAAACUUGUUGCAGGUUUAUGGCACAAUAUAAAAGAGUUAUGUGCAUAUGAGUUUUCAUGAAGCCACACAGCCUAUUCUCUUUUCAACAAUAUUACGUCCACUGUACUAACAGAAAGUGUGCCGUACCCAGAACUCAGAAGAAAAUGGAAUUGUAAUUAAGAGAUUUUAUGGCUUGUUGAAUUUUUACGCUGACACUGCUGCAGAAUUUUGUUAUGAUAUAGUUUCCAAAGAAUUAGUACAGUACAUAUUUCCAUUCUUAUUGAUAUAGCAGACCUAUUUUAUUUAAUUGGUUAUUCUGCCUUACUAUGUUGUGGAAUGUAAAAAAAAUACCAAAUAAUGUGGCCUUGUCAGAUUGCUUUGAAAUUCUGAUUUAUUUAUCUUAUUUAGAGUAACUGUGUUUCUGCAAUGGCAAUAUUUAUUCUAAACCAUAUCUCUCUUUUAAAUGCUAUCAAAGGUCGGCAGUGUAUUGCAGCUUAGGUAAAGUAUCACAGGUAGCUUUUACAUCUUUACCUUGCAUUUUAUGCAAUUUGUAGUAUUCAUUUGCUAUUCUGAUUCCAUGAUUCAUUUAAUGUUUCAGACUCCAUAUACUUGAUAAAUGAAUUUAUAUGACCAUUGUUAUAAUACGGUGUAUUUUCUGGAGUAGUUUGAGAACCCAGAUGUAUCAUGGGAUGUAUCAGAGAAUUCCAGGUAGUCCCAUAGGAAUCUCUUAACUGCCAAGUUGAAAAUUAGCCACAUACGGCAGCAGUAGCAGCAGCUAGGGUCUGCUUUGUAUAAAAAGGACUUUUAGAGCUUUCUUAUUGGUGGUAAGUUCAAAGGUGGCAUUCAACUGAAGCCACAAUACAUAAAAACAAUUUCUUUAUGUCAGGGUUGGCCGAAAGGCCUAUGUCAGAUGAAACUUAUUAUUAUCUUAUGUGGUAUUGGUCAUGUUAUCAAGGAUAUGCAUGAAGCAGGAAAUUGCUUAAUUCAGUGUGCAUACAUACAGACUUACAUACCUACCAAUACACUCAUAUACACUUGCACAAGCACACACACUUCUAAAAGUAUUUAGCACUUGGUGAGAUGAAGAGACUUAAAUACUUGAUUAAGAGUUGAAAAAGGUGGUUAUGAAGCCAUUUUAAUUAUCAUGUUUAAUUCUGAUUUCAUUAUAAAUGUGUGUGUGGGUUAUCAUGUUCAUAAAGUAGGUUAAUAUAUUUUUUUCAAGUUUAGUUUACCUGUGACCUUUGAAUUGUAGUUUUCUUUUUAUAACUUUAGCAAUUAUUUCAGUUUAAAAAAUUGUCAUAAUGUUAAACUGUAUAUAUAUAUAUUGAAAAGUGUAUAUAUACAUACAUAUGCACAUACAUAUACAAAUAUAAUAUAUACAUUAUUGUUUAUCAAGGAUUUUGCAUUGAUAGUUUUUAAUCAAAGGUAUUUUCUUGAUAAACCACAUUAAAAGAGAUUAACCGUUUUAACAAAUAUUUAUAAUUGGCUCUUUCAGAUAGCUUUAUUUGACAUCACCAACAUGUGUGAAUGAGAUCCUCUGUAUACGUGGUGUACGCAGCAAAUGUUUUCAUCCAGAAAAAAUAAAACAAAUCCCUUUGAAGGGCUACUGCAGAAGUUAUCUUGAGAAAACUUCACUUGUUUGAUUAAAAGUGCUCUAACCUAACAGCAAGGGCAAAUUUAGUCUUAACACUGGACCAAAGGUCACUCAAGAGGGUUUCAGACUCGGUGAUUUUCAUCACUCAUUAUUAUGAAAGUUUCUCUCACUUUUUGUUAUGAUAUCAAGGGUUUUGCCUGAUAUGUGUCGAGGUGUAUUGCUUCCUUGGGAUUUUGUGGGCACAGAUUAUAUAGAAUCUUUGUUACGAAAUAAACAACGCCUAAAGCUGAACCCUCUAUCGGCUUCUUCAGAUAUUGUUAGCAGUGAUGUUUCAGUAAAUCCAUAGUCAUGAAAGAGAGUACGUUUUCUUCUCAGGAUAAUGUUAUGCUCUGCAGUCUUGUUUUACCUCUAGCAACUCUUAACAAUGCAUGAAUUGCAGAGCAAGGUGUAAACCACUGCAAAGCUCUUACCACUUUUCAUCAUAAUAUCCAUGGCAAAGUAUUUGAAAAUAGGCAGUACGUUACCUUGGCAAUGGUAAAUAAAUUGUUAUCAAAAUUUGAAGAAGCUGAGAGUGACCGCACCUUUGCCAGCAUGCUACAUCACUUCGUCUGUUGUGUGCUGGUAUGUAAGGUGUGCCUCAACGAUGUAGCUAGAAGGAUGUUGUGUGAUGGUUUGUUUGUAUGUAUGUUUGUUCAUUGUUUGGCAGAGGCUUUCUGCCAUGUGAUGUAGAAAUGUUGUCCCUUAAGUAUGUUAUACUAUGGUACCUGUGCCCAGUAAAAUGGAUUAAGUA